CCCAAUCACUCCUUCGGCAUCAAAUCCAUCCCUUAUUCAUCUGCUACGAGGGUUUCCCAUCUCACCGAGACAAUUCUACAGCGUCCGAUAUCCACGUCUCGACGCUGCUAGCGGUCCAUACGCAGUCGCGGUUGUCGGUUGUUCUCGCCUCACCUCACCCUCCAGCCCAUCUCCUCCACAUAAUUGCCAUCAUGACGGAAGCUGAGAACUUUGAGGACGAUCUCUUCGCCGAUCUCUACGAAGAUACUGACGCAAAGCCUGCCGCCCCGGUCGCGAGUGCGGCUCAGAAUGCUGACACAAAGGUCCACGACCAGCCCGAACCAGCCGCUGCCCCAGCUUCCACUGGCGACGAGGACAACUCUGGCUACGAAGCCAUGAACCAGGAUGCAGACGAUGAUGAAGAUGAAGUGGACUUCAACUUGGGAGGCGGCGGCCCUUCAAACAAUACCAAUGCGAACCCGCAAGACGACGCGCCAGCGACUCCGCCCUACGGGACCGUUCACAAAGCCAGUGCUAAGGAAGAUGGGAAAAUGUUCAUCGGUGGACUGAACUGGGAGACAACAGACCAAUCCCUGCGAGAUUACUUUUCACAAUUCGGAGAAGUCGUCGAGUGCACUGUGAUGAGAGACAGCAGCUCCGGCCGGUCCCGUGGCUUUGGCUUCUUGACCUUUAAGGACCCCAAGACGGUCAAUAUUGUCAUGGUCAAGGAACAUUUUCUGGAUGGCAAGAUUAUUGAUCCCAAAAGAGCUAUUCCCCGUGACGAGCAGGAGAAGACGAGCAAGAUAUUUGUGGGAGGAGUAAGCCAGGACACCACUGACCAGGAGUUCAGAGAGUACUUUGCCCAGUUUGGUCGAGUAGUCGACGCCACAUUGAUGAUGGACAAGGACACCGGCAGGCCUCGUGGCUUCGGCUUUGUCACCUUUGAGAGCGAAGCGGGCGUGGACGCCUGUAUCAAUGUGCCGCUCGAAAUCCAUGGGAAGCCUAUUGAGGUUAAGAAGGCUCAGCCGAGAGGCAACCUACGAGAGGAGGAAGAAGCGUCCAAGCGAGGAAAGUUCCGAAAGGGCGAUGACCAGUCUGUCCAGGGCGGUAUGGGUCAGCAGAUGGGCGGUAACAACUCGGCCAUGACGCCGCAGCUCAUGGCUCAAUACUUCCAGCGAAUGCAGCAGUACUUUGCCAUGAUGCAGUCGCAGAUGGCCAUGUCUAGAGGCAUGCCCAUGAACCCGGCCAUGUGGCAACAGAUGCAACAGAUGCAGCAGAUGCAGCAGAUGAUGGGCCGCGGCGGCGGUCCUGGACAGAACAUGAUGGGCCAGAUGAACCCCCAGAUGAUGCAGCAGAUGCAACAGAUGCAGCAGCAGAUGAUGGGCCAACAGGGAGGCCAGGGCAACGGUGACGGCGGCUACAACGGCUACGACCAGUACCAACAGCAGGCCUCUCAGGGUCCCCACGGCGGCCGACGGGGUGGCCGCGGAAAUUAUGGAGGUGGCGGAUACGGGAUGGGAGGAGGAGGCGGAGGAGCCCCCACGUCCUGGGAGGGCAUGUACGACGAUGUGCCGCAGCCGAAUGCGAACCAGGGGUCGUCUCGGCGCGGCGGAAGCGUCGGCCACGGAGGAGGCUCGGAUGCCCAGCACUCUCCGCCAGCAAACGCCCCGACCGGGCCCAAGAAUGCCGGGAAGCCUGGCGCCAACUACCGCGGCGGAGGACGAGGCGGAAACAGGGGCUUCCAUCCUUAUGCCCGAUGA
Molecule: messenger RNA, 1739 nt
Organism: Trichoderma reesei QM6a
Lineage: Eukaryota; Fungi; Ascomycota; Sordariomycetes; Hypocreales; Hypocreaceae
Exons: 5
Coding region: 192-1739 (515 amino acids)
Biological process (GO): regulation of gene expression
Cellular component (GO): nucleoplasm
Molecular function (GO): RNA binding
Source: RefSeq, a predicted model, not a curated record